AUGGCACCCAGAGUUAUCGUCGUUGGCGGUGGUCUUUCCGGCUUGAGUGCCGCGCACACCAUCUACCUCGCUGGUGGCAACGUUGUUGUUCUCGACAAGCAGGGCUUCUUCGGAGGAAACUCCACAAAGGCCACCUCCGGUAUCAACGGUGCCUUGACCCGCACACAGGUCGACACCAAGAUUGCCGACAGCGUCAAGCAGUUUUACGAUGAUACGUUGAAGUCUGCCCGUGACAAGGCCCGCCCCGAUCUCAUUAAGGUCCUCACAUACAAGUCCGCUGCUGCCGUUGAGUGGCUUCAGGAUGUCUUCAACCUGGACCUCACCCUCGUUUCGCGGUUAGGUGGUCACUCCCAGCCCCGUACACACCGUGGUCACGAUGCCAAGUUCCCCGGCAUGGCCAUCACCUACGCUCUCAUGCAAAGACUCGAGGAACUCGCCGAGACCGAGCCCCACCGAGUCGAGAUCAUCAAGAAGGCCCGCGUCACCGGCCUUAACAAGGAGGGAAACACCAUCACUGGUGUGAACUACGAGUUCGGCGGAGAGGAGCAGAGGCUCGACGGCCCCGUCGUUCUUGCCACUGGUGGCUACGCCGCUGACUUCGGCGACACCUCUCUGCUGAAGCAACACCGUCCCGAUACCUUUGGCCUCGCCACCACCAACGGCUCCCACGCCACUGGUGAUGGCCAGAAGAUGGUCAUGGCCAUCGGUGGUAACGGUAUUGAUAUGGACAAGGUCCAGGUCCAUCCUACUGGUCUGGUCGACCCCAAGGACCCCGGUUCCAAGUGGAAGUUCUUGGCUGCUGAGGCUCUUCGUGGUGAGGGUGGUCUCCUGCUGAACGCUGACGGUGACCGUUUCUGCGACGAGCUUGGCCACCGUGACUACGUCUCCGGUAUGAUGUGGAAGGAGAAGGACAAGAACAAGUUUCCUAUCAGACUUGUCCUCAACUCCAAGGCCUCAAACGUUCUUGACUUCCACACUCGCCACUACUCUGGCCGUGGUCUGAUGAAGAAGAUGAGCGGCCAGGACUUGGCCAAGGAGAUUGGCUGCUCGCCUGACCACCUCCAGAAGUCCUUCCAGACCUACAACGCCAUCGCUGAUGGCAAACAGAAGGACCCUUGGGGCAAGAAGUUCUUCCACAACCUGCCUUUCGACAUCAACGACACCUUCCACGUCGCCGUUAUGGAGCCCGUCCUCCACUUCACCAUGGGAGGUAUCGAGAUCAACGACAAGGCCCAGGUCCUUAACUCUGAGCAGAAGCCCUUCGACGGCCUCUACGCUUGCGGUGAGCUGGCUGGUGGUGUCCACGGUGCUAACCGUCUUGGUGGUUCCUCUCUUCUUGGCUGUGUCGUCUACGGCCGUGUUGCCGGUGACACUGCCAGCAACUACCUCUUCCAGCAGGCCCUCAGCGGCGCUGGUGGUGCUGCCGCCCGUAUGGGACAGAUCUCGCUGCACCUCGACCCUGCCCAGCCUGGCCGUCUGACGAUCGACUGGAACAACGCCGGCGGUGCUGGUGGCCAGGGCAUCCCUGCCCAACAGACCACCUCGGCGGCAGGCCCCACACCCGUCCAGAACGGACAGAAGGCCGACAAGCCCAACGACCCCAAGAAGUUUACCAUUCCCGAGAAGGAGUUCUCCAUGGAGGAGGUCGCAAAGCACAACACAAAGGAGGACCUGUGGGUCGUCGUUAAGGGCGUUGUGAUGGAUCUCUCCAACUGGUUGGAGGAGCACCCCGGUGGUCCUCAGGCCAUCAUGAACUUCAUGGGUCGUGACGCGACUGAGGAGUUUGAGAUGCUGCACGACGACGAGGUCAUUCCCAAGUACGCACCACAGCAGGUGAUUGGCCGCGUCAAGGGCCAGGAGCCAAGCUUGGAGCUGUAA
This is a messenger RNA of Colletotrichum aenigma, 1878 nucleotides long. It is a transcript of the gene osm1, whose product is annotated as Fumarate reductase. NCBI's taxonomy places the organism in Eukaryota, Fungi, Ascomycota, Sordariomycetes, Glomerellales, Glomerellaceae. Bases 1 to 1878 code for a protein of 625 amino acids. The record is from RefSeq and is a predicted model, not a curated record. The transcript has 4 exons. Gene Ontology annotation, molecular function: oxidoreductase activity; FMN binding.